AGAGUCACUAAAUCACCGGCGGAGCGCGCCUGUGCAGGGGGCGCUGAUAUGCUCUCUCCUCCGCGGAGGAAAAUCGGGGAGCGGGGCAAUGUCCCCCAGUGAGGACCCCGCGCAUUUGCCUCGUGGGCCGCGGCCCUUUUAAUUCCCCCCCACGCGCGAGGGCGGCGAUUGGCGCGAACCGGGAGCGGGAAGCGGCUCGGCGCCGCCAUGUGCUCCCUGGGGCUGUUCCCGCCGCCGCCUCCCCCUGGCGAUGUCACCCUGUACGAGCUCAACAACGCCCUGGUCUGCGGCCGCCUCAGCGAGCAGCUGCCGCUGGCCUUCCAGAGCCAGGUGCCGGAGCUGCCGGUGCUGAGCCUGCCCAAGGAGCCGCUCAAGGCCCACGGCCGCCUGGAGCCCAGCGCCCGCCCGCCCUUCAUCCACCACCGCGAGUCGCUCUGGAAGCGCUGCCUCAGCGCCUGGCGCGACGCCGGGCUCUGCGGGCUGCUCCGGGAGCUGGCCAGCGCCGACGAGGACGGGCUGCAGUGGCUGCGGACGGGCUCGAGCCACGCGCUGGCCGUGUGCCGCUGGCUGUCCUCGCUGCACGGGUCGCUGUUCCCUCACCUCUCCCUGACCAGUGAGGACAUGAUCGCUGCCUUCUCCCAGGCCGUGGACUGGGCUGGCUGCACCAUCCGGGCCUUCGCCUGGCACCCCCACACCAACAAAUUCGCUGUGGCUCUUCUGGACGAUUCCAUCCGUGUGUACAACUCCAGCAGGUCUCCCUGCUCCCCCAGGGAAUGCCAGUCCCUGCUCAGGAGAAGACUCUGCCGGCUGCUCCUGCAGCCCCCCCAGGUGUCCCCAAGCUGGGAUUUCCGGCCAGCCCGGGCCUUGUCCGGCCUGGGGACAGCUCGGCUCAGUCACACCAGUGCCACCGUGCCCUCGCUCAAGCAUCGCCUGCAGAGGAACGUGGCCGCCAUGGCCUGGAAGCCGCUCUGCGCCUCCAUCCUGGCCGUGGCCUGCCAGAGCUGCGUGCUGGUGUGGCACCUGGACCCCACCUCGCUCUCCACGAGGCCCUCGUCGGGCUGUGCCCAGGUGCUGUCCUGCCCCGGGCACAGCCCUGUCACCAGCCUGGCCUGGGCGCCCAGCGGCGAGCGGCUGCUCUCGGCGUCCCCCGUGGACACGGCCAUGCUGGUGUGGGACGUGUCCACUGAGACCUGUGUCCAGCUGCAGUGGUUUGGGGGUGGCGGUGUCACCUACUUGGCCUGGUCCCCCGAUGGCAGCAAGGUGCUGGCAGCCACCCCCUCGGCUGUGUUCCGGGUGUGGGAGGCCCAGAUGUGGACGUGUGAGCGCUGGCCCACCAUCAGGGGACGCUGCCAGACAGGGUGCUGGAGCCCCGAUGGCAGCCGCCUGCUCUUCUCCGUGCUGGGCGAGUCCGUCAUCUACUCCUUGUCCUUCUCCGAGUACCGGGGGGAGAUGCAGGGGCAGGUGGGAGGCUCCAAAACGGCCUCGAUCGUGGCAGACCUGUCUGAGACCACCUUCGAGACCCUCUACGGGGAGGAGAGGAUUGGAGGAGAGGUUCAUUCCAUGGUGUGGGACCCCACUGGGGAGAGGCUGGCGGUGAUCAUCAGAGGACAGCCCGAGGCUCCGGGCAGCCAGGUGGCCGUGGCCGUGUUCCGCACCCGCAACAGCCCCGUCUUCGAGCUGCUGCCCUGCGGUUUCGUGCGGGGCGAGCGCGGCGCCCGGCCCCAGCUCAUCUCCUUCCACCCCUGCUUCCCUCAGGGCGCCCUCCUGACCGUGUGCUGGUCCUCGGGAAGGAUCUCCCACAUCCCCUUCUUCUUCGUCAGCGCCCUGGAGCCGCGCAGCCCCCGCCGCAGCCCCGUGCCCGUGCUGGGCAGCGUGCGGGAGCAGCCGCUCUUCUCCGAGCUCUGAGCGCCUCCCUUCCCUCCGGGAGCCCCACCCUGCUCAGGGCCUGCCGCUGCUGCUCCUGCCCCCAUUAAAGCUGCAUUUUCCCUCC
Oenanthe melanoleuca is the source of this 1990-nucleotide messenger RNA. RefSeq names its product aladin WD repeat nucleoporin (gene AAAS). Gene Ontology annotation, cellular component: nuclear pore. The transcript is spliced from 18 exons. The coding region runs from base 208 to 1905 and encodes 565 amino acids. Gene Ontology annotation, molecular function: protein binding. Lineage: Eukaryota; Metazoa; Chordata; Aves; Passeriformes; Muscicapidae. Gene Ontology annotation, biological process: nucleocytoplasmic transport. The record is from RefSeq and is a predicted model, not a curated record.